Aegilops tauschii subsp. strangulata is the source of this 939-nucleotide messenger RNA. The record is from RefSeq and is a predicted model, not a curated record. NCBI's taxonomy places the organism in Eukaryota, Viridiplantae, Streptophyta, Magnoliopsida, Poales, Poaceae.
CCCACCCCCGAUCCCCCAUCCCUCCCAAACCCUAACCCGCACCCGCACUCCUCCUUCCUCGGCUCCUCGCCGCCGCCACCUCCUCCCCGUCCCGCAGCAGCGCCCACCGCGUCACCUGCCGGCCGCCCUUGCGGGUGGCCGCGUCUGCGGCGACGACGGAGGCCGCGAUCGGUCGUCUCCCUAUCCGCCUCUCUCCCUAACGCCAGACCCAAUCCGCCGCCGUCCUCUUCUCAAGUCGCACCGCGACCUCCAACCUCAUCGCCGGCAGCCCCUCCCCUUUCCUCCUAGAUCGACUCGAGCUGCUCAUGUCGUGGCCAGAUCUGGCAGGAAUUCCCUCCCUCCCACCUCGCUCCGCAUCCCGAUCCAGAUGCACACAUUGACAGAGCUUUUGGCAGCUCCUGCUCAGCUGCUCCCAUGGGCCUCUGUCUGUCCGUGGCCUACGCCCACCGCCGGGCCGUGCAGCACGACGACACCGUCGACGUGAUGGUGUGUCGCAGCGGCUCCAACUACUAAGGGAUGGAUGGAUGUAGGCGGGCACAUCAACCCGGCGGUGACCUUCGGGCUGUUCCUGGCGAGAUCAUCGGCACCUUCUUCCUCGUCUACACCAUCUUCUCCGCCACCGACGCCAAGAGGAACGCCAGGGACUCCCACGUUCCCAUCCUUGCCCCGCUGCCAAUCAGGUUCGUCGUGUUCCUGGUCCACCUGGCCACCAUCCCCAUCACCGGCAUCAACUUGGCGAGGAGCCUCGGCGCGGCCAUCAUCUACAACAGGGAGCACACCUGGUCAGACCACUUGCCGACCUCUUCCCGGGCUUCGCAACCAGCUUCCAGCAGGUCUACGCGCUGGCGCGUGCGACGUUUACUGCAGCAACUAUGUCACCCAGCCCGUGCAGCGCGUCGCGGUCGAGUGCGGCGGCGCCCCCUCCGACCAGGUCUACCU